Triticum turgidum subsp. durum (durum wheat) is the source of this 1050-nucleotide messenger RNA. NCBI's taxonomy places the organism in Eukaryota, Viridiplantae, Streptophyta, Magnoliopsida, Poales, Poaceae. The record is from the annotation of a GenBank genome assembly.
AUGCCGACCUCGUCGCAUGCCGGCGGCAAUGGUCUCCCCUCCGGUUCCGGUUCCGGUUCCUCCAUCGUCGCCGGCGCCGUGAGCGGCUACCACGUGCUCAAGAUCGUCGGCUACUCGCGCACCAAGGAGGUCCCCAAUGGCAAGUGGAUCGACUCUUGUCCGUUCCAGGUGGGAGGCCGCACAUGGCAUCUUCGUUACUAUCCCAACGGGGCCGAGUCCAGUAGCACCGAUUACAUAUCCCUCUACGUCACACUCGAUGAUAUCGUCGGCGAGGCUGAGGCCGUGAAGGCGCAAGCCAACUUCAGCUUGCUCGACCAAGAUGGGAAUCCGCUGCUGCCCUAUUGCUGGGGAACCGGCACCAAAAACUUCUCCGAGGAAAACACUUGGGGAUUCAACAAGUACAUCAAAAGGGACGAGUUGGAGAAAUCAGAGCUUCUCAAGGACGAUUCCUUCGCUGUCAAGGUCGAUGUCACUGUCAUGGGCGAGUUCCACGCACGGAAGACACCAUCCGUCGUGGUGCCACCGUCCGACAUACACCGGCACCUCGGGGACCUCCUGUCGAGCAAGGCGGGCGUCGAUGUCGAAUUCCGGGUCGGCAGGGAGACAUUCUCGGCGCAUCGAUUGGUGCUCGUGGCACGGUCUCCGGUCUUCAGAGCAGAACUCUUUGGGAACAUGAAGGAGGGCACCACCACUGAGCCCAUAUGUAUAGAUGACAUUGAGGCAGAGGUGUUCAAGGCUCUGCUUGAUUUCAUGUACACGGAUGCAUUGCCUGAUAUGGAUCAUCAGGAGGAAUCUGCCAUGGCUCAGCACUUGCUUGUUGCAGCAGACAGGUAUGAUAUGGAGAGGCUGAAGCUGAUUUGUGAAGAUAAGCUGUGCAAUCAUAUCGAUACGAGCUCCGUGGCGACUAUCUUGGCCUUGGCGGAGCAGCACCACUGCCACGAGCUUAAGGCGGCAUGCUUGGUGUUCCUCAGCUCGCCAGUGAAUCUGUAUGGGGCCAUGGAGUCUGAAGGUUUCCAGUUUUUGACCAAGAGCUGCCCUGGUGUUUAUUAA